Molecule: messenger RNA, 5954 nt
Organism: Biomphalaria glabrata
Lineage: Eukaryota; Metazoa; Mollusca; Gastropoda; Planorbidae
Exons: 3
Coding region: 702-1844 (380 amino acids)
Biological process (GO): regulation of transcription by RNA polymerase II
Cellular component (GO): nucleus
Molecular function (GO): RNA polymerase II cis-regulatory region sequence-specific DNA binding; DNA-binding transcription factor activity, RNA polymerase II-specific
Source: RefSeq, a predicted model, not a curated record
CUAUUUUUUUUUCGUUACAAUACCGGCUCGUUCGGUUACAGUUAGUAGCAGUUACAAAACACUCCACUCUCUCUUUCUCGCACUAUUAGGAAAUGUUGCAUUUUUUUUCUUCUUCCCUUAUUGACAUACUGAAUGAGAUUCGCCUUUUAGGCUUGAUUCAAUUAAAUCAUUCUUAAAAUGUGGUGCCGUGUUCUCGGAGCUUUUUGAAAUAUCAAGGCCGCACGGAUAAUAAAUUAUUGGAACUAUCGGCAGGGAUACAGAACUGGAUUUGAAGGCAGUGUGUUACACGCACCUGGGAAUAAAUGUGUUGACCUAGAAUAUUGAACUGCAGGCAAUUUGUGUGACGCAGUAGGGCAAAUAUAUAGAGUGACUGAUGUAACGUCAGUAAGAAGCGUACAUCAAGACUUGGCCAGUUGGGUGCUGUUAGUUGAACAUUACAUUAUGGCGAUAGGAACUUCAGCAGGACCCCUUUCAUAUUUGUUUUCAGAGGGAAUUAAUUAUUCAAGAUCAAUAAGCAAAAUGGAGAGGAUGUAGGAUCAUGGAGAUUGACGCCAUAUAUGCAUUCAAUGAAAUACUUUUCUAAGCACAUGCCAAGCUAAGUAUUUGAUCUAAGACCUCUGAUUCGUUUCUUCUGCUCUUUUUUUUAAACAAUGGACGAUCACUGGGAUCAACAGGCGCCUUGAGAUUCAGGAAUUUUGAAAAUGUCUGAGACAAAACUGAAAAGAAUAGACAUCUCCGGUCCUGUUUUGCAAAGUGCAACUGACGUUCGAGUCAGUCCAUCCUUUCGAGACGGGACCCAGCAUUCAUCCACCGAGGAUCUCCUUCUGCAGCAGAAGCAGCCUAACGGUUCUGACGAUCAGGCUGUGCAGCGCUUUCAGACCAAAUACGCAUCGCCUGACCACUUCCAGUUCUCUUCCAGCACCAUCCCAUUGAGCAUUGCCAACAUCGAGGCCGAUGCCGUGCGAUCCAACGGUAGCUCUGCGUUUUCGGACACAUCGUCUGAGCUGUCCGACGUCCCGUCCACGGCCCCAAGCUCUGGCCCUAUUGGGUUCGUCCUUCCACUGGUGGCAGGCAUUACCGAGGACGACAUCAACCAGGUAGAGCUUUUUUACCGCAGCCACAAAACUGAAGUGAAAGUAUGUCGCUCUCUGGCUAACCUUUAUGUUUCGGUGCCUAAACUAACAGACAGGGCAACGAUCGUCCAGAAGACACUAGAAAACUCUAAAGACAAAAAAUCUAAAAAUACUACGAACACUCAGACGCCUAGUCCUCCAGAGCCGUCAGAUAUCGGCAAAGACGAGUGGGAGUUUUCCAAAACGGGAAUACCCGUUCUAGUGCUAGACACGGGCGAACAUGUGCGCCAGAGACGCCUUAGCAUGAUAUUAGCUGAAAAGGGAACCGGGUUCACGUUGUGGCAGGACCAAAUCAACCACCUGACCCGAUACAGCACGCCUCACUCCAAUUUCCACACCGUCUCUCUGUCCACAGAUUCGACCAGGCUGAUAGGGUUCAGCUUCGACGAAGGCAAAGCCGCCACGGAGUUCGCCGAGGCCGUUCGGACUUUCACGGCCAAUCCCGACGACGACCUUUUAAAUCUUAGCAACAAGAAGAGGAAGUCGAAGAAAGAGAAGAAAAGCAAACAAAAAUACAAGCCGCCCAAGAAAGUGGACAUCUCACAGCCUUGUUGCUUUGUUCACGUCACCAAGCUAGAGAGACCCAAUCUACUGGGCGGAUUUUUCCCACCUCCCCCCAGUGGGGCAGAACUUGCUGAGCUUGGAAUAACCCGAGCCAUGAGUGAAAGUUCUGGAAUUUCCGAAGGUUCUACAACGCCAUCUGUGGACUAAGUUCAUUCGUUUUUAAAUUUAUGAUAAUCACUUCGCCUUUUUCAGAUAAUCAUGUUUAGUUGUAUUUAUUCUAUUUCUACAUAUUUUGUGAUAAUUUCUACAGCAUUACAAGGAUACUAAAGUCAGAAUGUAAAUACAUCCGUCAACUAGGUCUUUGUGUAGUCACUUUUAAUGAGUUGGUUUUUAGUCAUAUUAUAGAGCUAGGCUCGCAUCGCAAUACUACACAGGUGCUGCCCCGUGGUCUAACAGGCACAAACUAUCCCCCCGCCCCCUUAUAAAAUGUCAUUCAAAUAGUGGACACAUAAAUAAGGAGCAUAGCACUAUACACGUACGUAAGUUCAUUGCACAUAUUUUAAUUAUCAACAAGUGAAGGUAAAACUAUGAAAUGAUCGCUUCAGAAUGUUUGACACUUAUAGUUAGAUACUGCCAACUAGUUAGGCGUUGUACAUUUAAUCCUUAUGAUGAGUUUAAGAUGUCUAUUGUUUUCACCAGUUCUCAAUACUAUAGAAAAAUGCAUUAGUUACGGUGUGAACUGUGCUCUAACAUGUAGGAAGAGUAAAUAGACACUAAUAUUACUUUAAAAUGUUUGUGAGGCGCAUAAAUACCUAUUAUAUUAGGGAGAAUUGGGCUUACAGAGCCACAAAAUAAGGAAUAAUUAAAUCCAAAAGGCCAAGGAACGGCCGGCCAAAGGAGAGAGAAAUCACAAAAUGAGGCCUUGAAUCACACCGUUCUCUAAAAUGUAUUUAACUUUUGUAAAAUAUAUAAAGGAUCUAAAUCCCAACCUGUCUCUAUAGCUAUAUUUGGGUGACAGCAUAUAAAGAAAAAAAAUGUUAUAUCGUGGUCAUAAUGUUACUUUCCUAGGUGCUGACAACACUUUCAAUGCAUGUAUUCUGAAUGUUACACAAUUGUUUUGAAAUGCUGUGUAGCAUAAUUUGGUUGUACUUCACUUCUUUCUCAAACUUUGACAGGGUUCGCCAAUAAAUCUUGACCCAUUAAGGACAGGGUUCGCCAAUAAAUCUUGACCCAUUCAGGACAGGGUUCGCCAAUAAAUCUUGACCCAUUCACAGUAGAAAGUAGACGUGUUCACGAUUUUUUUUUUAAAAUCCACUAUUACGUACGAACAUUUAGAAUUCAGACUAUAGACAGAGAGUUAAAGGUAUAAGAGAAUAGUGUCAAUGUUUCUGUUGUGUUGUCUGUAUAUGAGAAAAGAGUCCUUGUAAUCACAACACAUUUCCGUAAGGAUCAAUAAAGCAGUCUUAGUCUUAGUCUUUGUCUUAAUUAUUUUGUUCCUUUUUCUAGCGUGCACUGGUUCUACAUUCUGUUUCCCUGUAUUCAUAUCUGUAAAUCCGCUACUAGAAAAGAUUUUUUAAAGUUCCUUUCCUGGUGUAAAGCAUGGGCGUGUAUUGAAAAAGACAUGGACUUUAACACUUGUGGAAAAAAAACUGUUAUUUAUCGGAAAACUUCAAGGAAACUUUUUUUGACUUUGUUAUAAACCGGAUAAUAGUUAUAAAGCAAACUGUUGAGAAUAUCAUUACAAUACAUCCCAUAGUUACCGAAAUAAAAGGAAAAAAAUAAAACUUUUUUUUCGGUUUAUAGACAGCUUGUUGUAUUUAAACUUCAAACCUUUAUUUUUUUUUGUCAAAACUUUAUUGACAUUUUGUUUUCUCGAAGUUGAAAUAGCAACGAUGAUGUAAAAUUGUAGCCUGUCAAUUUCUAAGGUCAGUAACUUGGUGUUCCAAGAAAAAAAAAAGAAAAACUCUCUUGUCGGGAGGUGGAAGAAAGUUCUAAUCAUAUUUUUUUCUUUCUGCCAAUGUUGACAUGCCUAACACAACAUUGACUGACGACCCUGUUAGAAAAAAGUUUGUUUACAAUGGCAUCUCUGAUAUCUAUCGAGUUUAAAAGCCUUUUAUCUAGGGAGAAUCUCCUGAACUCACAACAAAGAUUUCGCUAUUUGUACUAUAUAUACACACACAAUUCAUUUCGUUUCCUUCAUAAGGUUUUCAGACAAUCCUAGCGCACUUCCAACAAACAUUACGCGAUGUGUGUAUUUAUAUCUGUCUAUCUAUCUAUCUACAUCUGUAGAAUGUAAUACAAUGGACAAGACAUUUCACCUGUGCCUCUUACAUUUCUCAAACAUAUAUUGUACAUAGAACACCGUGCUCAUUGUUUCAUUGACUAUGACGCCAGUCGUCUGAGAGACCAAACACAACAAAAUGUAUGAAGUGUUGCUUUAAUGCGAUUGUUUUUUAUUUUACUCUCGUAGGUCAUUAUUUUUGUUAGAUUACAUUAAGAUCUGUGUACAGCUUGCUGAAACGAACAGACCUAUGUAUUUGAAAAGACAUGUGCUUAUAUGUGUUACGUCUGUCUGAAACAAACUGGAUUGGUUAAUAGUGGGGGGGGGGGUUCAUGUGUGUGGGGGGUGGGGUGUUUGUUCUUAGUGUACAUAUGGAGAUUUGUACAUAAAAACAUAACAUAUUUAUGUCUUCUAGCCCUGGUACAAAUCAGUUGUAUGUAGAUGUUGUACAAUGUAGCCCACACACCUUCACGAAAAUAGAAAGACCCAGAAUACCAUGCAUAUUAAACUGGUAGGCCUAAUGGUUGAAAAUUAUGAGGCUACAUUCAUGACUGGUAAUUAUUUUGAUUCUCUUGAGACUUAUUUUGAGGAUGUAAAUUACAGAAGUGAUUUGGUUCCUUAUCUUGCCAGUGCACUCAGAAGAAUCUUAAAAAAUCCUGUUCAAUGCAUUUCUGGGUUUAAUAUUGACAGUCCUAUGGCAAGUCAUUCAAGUAUAAGUAAGUCAUGUGAUUGUUAAGAAAUUUCAUGACAAAGUAAUGUUCUGUUUGCAUUGUAAAUUCAGAAAUGUAUCAAGACAUUUGGUUGUUCAAAGUGUGACGUGAAUGUUACUUGAAUGUAAAACGAAGUCUCUGUUUUAGUCUGCCAUAGUUAGAUUUACAGCUGCAGUAGUUGCAGGUUGAGGUAGUAGAACAUUUUUGUUGAUGAAUCUUUACAUUGAGAAUAUAAUGAGGAAAUGAAAUCUUUUUUUAAAAUGUUGUACAAGAUUUCGCUCUCACAUUGUAAAUCAUUAGAAGCCAGUGAUUCUUAAAAUGUGCAACACCUCGACAAAGGGGUGCAAAUGCGGUCUUUUUAGCUUCAAAUACAACAAAUCAUUUUUUGAAAAUCUAAAUUGUAGUUAGAAAUCUAUAUUUUAGAAUGAAUAAAGCUGGCUAAUGGGAUAGGGGUCACCGUGAUAGUAUUUUUUUUUUGGUUUUUGGUCUGGAGGGCGUCACUAGUAAAAGUUUGAGAAACACUGCUGUGAAAAUUCAAGGUAUGAUGUGGUAUGAUGUUAUCUGCCAUUCUUUGUUUUCUAGUCGGAUUAGUCAACAUGUUAGAACAAACGUACUGGAGACUCCUGGGAUAUGGGGUGGAGGCAGUAGGUGUGAAUUACCCCCCCCCCCAUUCACCUGUCAAGUUGUAUGCGGACGUUUUAGUUAUUUAUUUUUGUUUAUUUGUGGUAAAAUGACACCAUUGACGUAAAUAACAAGUGACUAUUUGAAAUGUGUUGUACUUAAAUCUUAACUCUAAAUCGUGGAGUUGAAAGCAGGUCUAAAGAGAAUGAAAGAAUGACAUGUUUUGAUAUUUCCAAUCAAGCCUCCUCUCUUUACCAUGAAUGGAUUGGGGAUAAGAUGCUGGCAGAUGCAUUUGUUCUACCCCACUUUUCAUAAACCUAUCCAGGAGAGGGUGGCACACUUUUGUGGGAAAAUAGUAAAAAUAUUUAAUGAAUAAUGCAUUACUAUACCAUCGACCUCACAUACGUUUUUAUAGAAAAAUUAAACAUAUAUAAAAUUUAAUUUAUUUAAUAUCAGCCUCUUUUUCAGUUGUUCACUUGUUUGGACUAGUUUGGUUCCACUUUUGUUAGAACAUAUGUUUGUAUGUCCUGUGUUUGCGUGUGAGUGUUUGGAGUUGACCAAUAUGUGGUCGUGUCAUGAAUUGAACAUGUCAAUGCAAUCUUUUUAUUUUAAUUCUUUUGCAUUUCCUUUAUUAAGGUGCUAAUUGAAUUGUCAACACUAUAUAGGUGCUAUAAAACAGUUUGUCAUUAAACAAAUUGCCAAUAA